AUGUACCACGGCGCGCACAUCCACCGCUGCUAUCGCGCCUCUUCGCGCUUCCUCUGGUUCUUCUUCGGCGCCGGCACCGCGACCUGGUGGCACUACCACAAGGACGGCCAUCGCCACUACAACGAGUGGCUCGCCGCCCGCCAGUGCGGCCGCGACCUCAUCCCCCAGCAGGCCUACCCCCUCCCCGGUGCCCCGGGCACGCAGACCGAGGCCGCCGCGAACCCCAACCAGCCCACGACCCCGGGCACGAUCGACAAGAGGGACCGAUGGGGAUGGAACUGGUCUUGGUCCACCGGCCCUCAUGGCCCAUCCGGUAGCGGCAGCGCCGAGUGGCACAGAGGCCACCCGUGGGGCCGCCCCGAGUGGUCGCAACAGCAGCAGCAACAGCAACAGCAAGGCCAGGACAGCUGGAACGGCGAGAGGCACUGGGGUCGGUGGGGCCGCGCGCCACCGCCCGCGGCGACGCCGGUUCGCCCUGAGGGCGCGUGGGGGCCGCCGUCCCCGAUGCCGACCGCGCCCGAUGCGGAGAAGGACGUCGUGCAGCAGGCGACGGACACGAUCACCGACUUCUCGGAGACGACGCUCAACAACCUACUCGUUACUGUGGAGAGCCUCAAGUCGAAGCUCGCCGAGCACCGCGCGCAGCGCGAGCAGCAGGAGCGCGAGAUUCAAGCGCUGCGUGAAGCCAAGUUUAAGCAGUUCGAAGAAUGGCAGAGGCAGCAGGAGGCGAAGAAGGACGACCCUCCUCGCCGUCUCGUCUAA
This is a messenger RNA of Epithele typhae, 762 nucleotides long. RefSeq lists its product as uncharacterized. Bases 1 to 762 code for a protein of 253 amino acids. The record is from RefSeq and is a predicted model, not a curated record. NCBI's taxonomy places the organism in Eukaryota, Fungi, Basidiomycota, Agaricomycetes, Polyporales, Epitheliaceae. The transcript is spliced from 3 exons.